UGAAGGUUGCUUUUUAGCAGCUAUGGCCGUCUCAAAGCAAGUCCUGGUUUAUUACUGGAUUUCACUCGGUUUGAUUCCGCUUACAACUUGUACGGAGGAAAACGGACAGGAUUAUGGAAGGAGAUUUCUGGAAAGUCACGAGGGAAUAGUGUACGAGUUUGUUCAAGAACCCAUGCCGUGGGUUGAAGCCCGAGAGAGAUGUGAAACGCAAGGUGGACAUCUUCUGAGGGACUUGAAUGAUGAGAUUAAGGAGCUCUUACGACGGCAGCUCUCAGAAACUGGACCGUUGUGGGUCAGUCGGGACGUGAUGUACACAAACUCCAUCAGGGGAUUUGAGCCAACAACGCCAGUCUCAUAUUCCCCUCUUAAAGAUGAUGGCAGUGAUGUAAAUAAAGCUGUAUUUGCUUGCUCUUAUAUGGUCAUUGAUCCAUUUCAGCUGGUGAACACACCCAACUGUUCUGGGAGCUUCGGUUCUCUCUGCCUGAGAGAUGAAGGAUCAGAUUUCACACACCUGAAGAGAAGCCGCAGAAGUCUUACUGACAUACUAACGUCAAUGGCAGGCCUUUUAUCUACUACUCAGCUGUUGGAGAACGCCAAACAAAUGUUGAGUGAUUUGGAGACGACAACGGAACCACUGCCAAAGGAAAAGAGGCUCCAAUUCCUGCAAAACAUAUAUGAUCACCUUCUACAAUCCGAUGUUACGGAUAAAGACAAGCUUGCUGAGAUUGCCAACAGCACUGCAGCCAUGCUUUUGUUCUCGCAAGAGUGUGGAACUGACAACAUGGAUGGUCUUGAGGAUAUCAUUUCUCUUGCGGGACACAUUUACGUGAAGACUCUCGCCACCAACGGGAACCUUGUCAUGGAACUUCCAACAGGCACCAUUUAUGUCACCAGUCAAGACUCAAGCACCCUGGGAGGACAGAUGCUCGGCUCAAGGGAUGGAGGAUAUUGCCAACUUCCAUCUCUUUCUUCAAUGACUAAACAGCUGCCCUCUGGGAAAGUCAACCUCCAGCUUUUCCACUUUAAAGAGAAUCCAACAGAUCUGAAGUCCAACGAAACCAUCACUGGAACAACUUGCAGCUUUUCUUUGCAACAGGGAAACACUUCAGUCAAAUUCACAAAUCUCCCAGAGAACAUCGAGAUAUAUCUGCCUCGGCCUGGAGCGCCUCAGCCCGAGGUUGUGGAUAUAACCUGGAAACAAGGGUACGCCGUCACCUCAACGUUCAACAUCUCAGACGCAAACGUGACCGUAAUUGCUACAGCAAUACCAAACCAAAACAUAAGUCUCAGAUUUACACUGUUCCCGCCCGAUGCGGCAAACACCACCAUUUCCAAUCAAAGCACGAUUGUGACCUACAAAGAUGGUUAUCGCUGGCUGAUCACCCCGGAAAUGAUACAGCGAGUCGAUGGGACUUGGAAGGUGUCAGUAUUGCCACAUAAUUACACAUCAAGUGGAACGCUGACCUUUAAAGUCUCCGUUUUUGUAACUAAGUGCCUGUUCUGGGACCAGGAGCUUGGAGACUGGAGUCGAGAGGGCUGCAUGGUCGGUCCCAACACAAUGCCGAAUCUAACUCACUGCUUGUGCAACCACACCACGUUCUUUGGGAGCUCCUUCUUUGUGAUGCCCAACCAAGUGGACCUGUCCCAGACGGCAGCUUUGUUUUCCACAGUAAAUGAGAACUAUAUCGUGGUGUCGUUGCUCAGCUGCUUCUUCGCACUUUACCUCGUGGGUGUAAUGUGGGCCUGGUACGCCGACCGCAAAGCUCUGAGAACGCGUAAGAUGACUCUCUUGGAGGACAAUCAUCCGUGCGCCCAAUACAACUACCUUUUAUAUGUGCAGACCGGCCACAGAAGAGGGGCUGGCACCACUGCUAAGGUGAUGAUGACCCUCCAGUUCAGCGAAGGAGAGAGCGAGUCUUACCGCAUGUCUGACCCCGAGAAGCCGAUGUUUGAGAGAGGAGCCGUGGAUGUGUUUCUGCUCAGUAUCCCCUUCUCUCUCGGAGAACUGCAGAGCAUUGAGAUAUCGCAUGACAACUCGGGCCGAAGCCCUGAUUGGUACUUGGAUAAAGUGCAGGCGCAGGAUCUACAGACGAUGGAGGUCUCACACUUUCUGUGCUCCUCCUGGCUGAGAGGCGAAACCUGCAAGAGGACCUUCAACUCAGCCAAGAUGAAUGAAAUCGCAAGCUUUGGGAACAUCUUCCAGACCCGGACAUCUUCCGGCUUCCGGGACGAGCACAUCUGGGUGUCGAUCGUGGACCCGCCCCGGCGCAGUCCUUCACCCGCGUGCAGAGGGUCUCGUGCUGCAUGUUCUUUUGAGCUGACGUGGCAGGAGUUCAUGGUAGCCGUAGAGAGCGGCCUUUUCAUGUUUCCCAUCAACAUCCUCAUCAUUACUAUCUUCAGACACAUCAAACCACGCAUUCUCUCGAAUAAAGACAAGGCUGACUCCUCCAAGAAAACUAAAGCAGCUGCUGCCAUAUCUAUGAACACCAUCAUGAAGGAAACCAUAGGACUGUUAAAUCAUCUGAGCAAAAGCCCAAAAAACAAUCUGGCUGCCAAAGAGAUACGGCCUGAGACGAGUGGUGAUUUUUUCUGGGCCCUGAAUAAAGUGCAUGACGUCCUUCAGAUCAUGCAAGGUUCCUUGAUCA
Molecule: messenger RNA, 2645 nt
Organism: Pimephales promelas (fathead minnow)
Lineage: Eukaryota; Metazoa; Chordata; Actinopteri; Cypriniformes; Leuciscidae
Source: RefSeq, a predicted model, not a curated record